Messenger RNA from Cavia porcellus (domestic guinea pig), 11148 nucleotides. RefSeq names its product transcriptional repressor GATA binding 1 (gene Trps1). Gene Ontology annotation, molecular function: DNA-binding transcription factor activity; zinc ion binding; RNA polymerase II transcription regulatory region sequence-specific DNA binding. Gene Ontology annotation, cellular component: nucleus. The coding region runs from base 1419 to 5303 and encodes 1294 amino acids. Gene Ontology annotation, biological process: regulation of transcription by RNA polymerase II. Lineage: Eukaryota; Metazoa; Chordata; Mammalia; Rodentia; Caviidae. The record is from RefSeq and is a predicted model, not a curated record. The transcript has 7 exons.
CGGCGGCGGCGGCGCGGGGACGCGCGCUGUCUCUUUAAGGGACUGGGUCUGGGGUGGCGCUUUCCUCCGCGAAGGCUCCUUUGAUAUUAAUAGUGUUGGUGUCUUGAAACUGACGUCAUGCGCGGAGACGGAGGUCCUGACAAGCGAUAACAUUUCUGAUAAAGCCCCGAUCUCACUGCCAUCUCCAGCCUCCUCUUUUCGGGGUGCUGAUCAUAUUUUUCUGCAGACCUCGCGUCCUCUCCGAUCGCGCUCUCGCCUUUCGAUUUAUUAUUAUUUUUUUUAAACAAAAAACAACACCCCCCUCCUCGCGUCCCUCCCCUCUCCACCGACACCGGGCACAUCCUCGCUCUAUUUCCUUUCUCUUUCUCGCGCUCUCUUUUUCUUCCUAAGGGGGGCAGGGCAGGGCCCGGGGGGGAGGCAGGAAAAGACCUUUUUCUCCCCCCCCCCCCAAUAAUCCAAGAUCAACUCCGCGGACAACAGAGGACGGUUCAUGGCUCUGGCCGCCGCGCCACCAUCUUCCGGACUGGCGAGGGUGUUCGCGACGAUUAAUCAACAGGUAAGGAGGAGGGGAUCGGGGUCGGGGCCGGGCCGGUACCGGGGACCCGGGCCGCUGGCCGCGACGCCUGUGCUGCGCCCGCGCGCGUGUGCGCGAAAUGUGGGCGAUCGCGGCGAGCGGGGAGCCCUGGGAAUUAAAAGUGACUUUCUUAAAAAAAAAAAAAAAAAAAAAAAAAGCAGCAAGCCCGGAGCACAGAAACAGAGGGAGACGGAGGGAGAGAGAGAGAGAGUGUGUGUGUGUGUGUGUGUGUGUGUGUGUGUGUGUGUGCAGAAAGCCAAGCGUAGCCUUCUCGGGUUUCACAUGCAUUUUCUUUCUUCCUUUUUUGCGCGUGUGAUUUCUUUCUCUCUUUCUUUCUUCUCGUGCUCCCCUGACCCCCCCCCCGCCACCCCCCUCACCCGUGCCUCUCCGCCUUGGUCUGGGUGCUGGGGUCCCAGGCAUCCGAGCCCUUGCACGGCGGCGACUUGCAACUAACUGCAGUAGCCCCUUGGAGUCAGUGAGGGUCAAGUUCAGCCGCCGGGGAGGAGGAAAAACAAAUCCCCGUUGGCCAAAAAAAGAAGUUUCGGCCGGUGCCCCCUCCCUCCCCCGGCUGUCUGCGGCGCUGGCGGAUUGCGAUUCUCUCCUCCGGGCGCAGCGCAGGAGCUGGGGUGGCCGGGGACCCGCGGGGCCGCCGCCGCCGCCGCCGCGAGCUUUCUGGGGGGCUCCUGACAAGCGGGGAGCACGCUGGGCAGCGGCAUGCAGAGUAAUACACAGCUCAGCUCUCAGAAUGUCUUCUGUGUCCUCCCAGCGUUUCUAAGACAGUCACAUUAGCUUCCUGCUAGUUGACUAAUAGAACUAAUAAUUGUAAAAAGCACUCUAAAGCCACAUGCCUUAUGAAGUCAAUGCUGGGUAUGAUUUUACAAAUAUGGUCCGGAAAAAGAACCCCCCUCUGAGAAACGUUGCUAGUGAAGGCGAGGGCCAGACCCUGGAGCCGAUAGGUGCAGAAAGCAAAGUAUCUGGACAGAACAAAGAAUUUCCUGCAGAUCCGAUGUCAGAAAAUACGGAUCAGAGCAAUGCUGCAGAACUAAAUAAUAAAGAGGAGCAUAGCUUACAUGUCCAAGAUCCAUCUUCCAGCAGUAAGAAGGAGACCAAAAGCUCAGUCCUGGGUGAGAAGGCUGGCUUCAAUUAUGAGAGCCCCAACAAGGGAGGAAACCUUCCAUCCUUUCCGCUUGAUGAGGUGACAGACAGAAAUAUGUUGGCUUUCUCAUCUCCAGCUGCUGGAGGAGUCUGUGAGCCCUUGAAGUCUCCUCAAAGAGCAGAGGCAGAUGACCCUCAAGAUAUGGCCUGUACCCCAGCGGGGGACUCAUUGGAGACAAAGGAAGAUCAUAAGAUGUCACCAAAGGCUACCGAGGAAACAGGGCAAGCGCAGAGUGGUCAAGCCAAUUGUCAAGGUUUAAGCCCAGUUUCAGUGGCCUCAAAAUACCCACAAGUGCCUUCAGAUGGGGGUGUGAGACUGAAUAAAUCCAAAAGUGACUCAGUGGUGAAUGACAACCCAGAUCCGGCACCUCUGUCUCCAGAGCUUCAGGACUUUAAAUGCAAUAUCUGUGGGUAUGGUUACUAUGGCAACGACCCCACAGAUCUGAUUAAGCACUUCCGAAAGUAUCACUUAGGACUGCAUAACCGCACCAGGCAGGAUGCUGAGCUGGACAGCAAAAUCUUGGCCCUUCAUAACAUGGUGCAGUUCAGCCAUUCCAAAGACUUCCAGAAGGUCAACCGUUCCGUGCUUUCUGGUGUGCUGCAGGACAUCAAUUCUUCCAGGCCUGUUUUACUAAAUGGGACCUAUGAUGUGCAGGUCACUUCAGGUGGGACGUUCAUUGGCAUUGGACGGAAGACGCCGGAUUGCCAAGGAAACACCAAGUAUUUCCGCUGUAAAUUCUGCAAUUUCACUUACAUGGGCAACUCAUCCACGGAGCUCGAACAGCAUUUUCUUCAGACUCACCCGAACAAAAUAAAAGCUUCUCUUCCUUCCUCUGAGGGUGCGAAACCUUCAGAGAAGAACUCUAACAAAUCCAUGCCUGCCCUUCGAGCUGGCGAUUCUGGAGACUUGGGAAAGUGGCAGGACAAGAUCACGGUCAAGGCCGGAGAUGACACUCCGAUCGGCUACUCCGUGCCCAUCAAGCCCCUGGACUCCUCCAGACAAAAUGGUACCGAGGCCACCAGCUACUACUGGUGUAAAUUUUGUAGUUUCAGCUGUGAGUCGUCCAGCUCCCUAAAACUGCUGGAGCAUCACGGCAAGCAGCACGGAGCCAUGCAGUCGGGUGGCCUUAACCCAGAGUUGAACGAUAAGCUUCCCAGGGGCUCCGUCAUUAAUCAGAAUGACCUAGCCAAAAACGCAGAGGGCGAGCCAAUGACCAAGGCAGACAAGAGCCUGAGUGGGGCGAAGAAGAAGGACUUCUCUGCCAAGGGAGCGGAGGAUAACAUGGUCACGAGCUACAACUGUCAGUUCUGUGACUUUAGAUAUUCUAAAAGCCAUGGCCCUGAUGUCAUUGUGGUGGGGCCGCUCCUCCGUCAUUAUCAGCAGCUCCAUAACAUCCACAAGUGUACCAUUAAGCACUGUCCGUUCUGUCCCAGAGGCCUUUGCAGCCCAGAAAAGCACCUUGGAGAAAUUACGUAUCCGUUUGCCUGUAGAAAAAGUAAUUGUUCCCACUGUGCACUCUUGCUGUUGCACUUGUCUCCCGGGGCGGCCGGAAGCUCGAGAGUCAAACACCAAUGCCACCAGUGUCCCUUUUCUACCCCGGAUGUCGAUGUGCUCCUCUUUCACUAUGAGACCGUGCAUGAGUCCCAGGCGUCGGAGGUCAAACAGGAGGCCAAUCAUCUGCAAGGCUCAGAUGGGCAGCAAGCAGUCAAGGACAGCAAAGAACACUCAUGUACCAAAUGUGAUUUCAUUACCCAGGUGGAAGAAGAGAUUUCCAGACACUACAGGAGAGCACACAGCUGCUACAAAUGCCGUCAGUGCAGUUUCACAGCUGGCGACACUCAGUCACUACUGGAGCACUUCAACACUGUUCACUGCCAGGAACAGGACAUCACUACAGCCAACGGCGAGGAGGACGGGCACGGCGUCUCCACCAUCAAGGAGGAGCCCAAGAUGGACCUCAAGGUCUACAGUCUGCUAAACCCAGACUCUAAAAUGGGAGAGCCGGUGUGCGAGAGCGCGGUGAAGCGGGAGAAGCUGGAGGAGAGAGACGGGCUCAAAGAGAAGGUCUGGGCAGAGAGUUCCAGCGAAGAGCUGCGGGGCGUGGCGUGGAGAGGGGCCGACAUCCUGCGAGGGAGUCCGUCCUACACGCAGGCCAGCCUGGGCCUCCUGGCGCCUGUGUCCAGCGCCCAAGAGCAGACGAAGGCCCUGAGGGACAGCCCCAGUGUAGAAGCUGCCCACCUGGCGCGACCCAUUUAUGGCCUGGCUGUGGAGACCAAGGGAUUCCUGCAGGGGGUGCCGGCCGGUGGCGAGAAGGCUGGGGCUCUCACCCAGCAGUACCCAGCGUCCGGAGAAAGCAAGUCCAAGGACGAGUCCCAGUCCCUGUUACGGAGGCGUAGAGGCUCUGGUGUUUUCUGUGCCAAUUGCCUGACCACGAAGACCUCUCUCUGGCGAAAGAAUGCAAAUGGUGGAUAUGUGUGCAACGCGUGUGGCCUCUAUCAGAAGCUGCACUCGACUCCCAGGCCUUUAAACAUCAUUAAACAAAACAACGGUGAGCAGAUUAUUAGGAGAAGAACCAGAAAGCGCCUUAACCCAGAGGCACUUCAGGCCGAGCAGCUCAGCAAACAGCAGAGGGGUAACAGUGAGGAGCAGGUCAAUGGAAGCCCAUUAGAGAGGAGGUCAGAAGAGCAUUUAACUGAGAGCCACCCGAGAGAAAUUCCGCUCCCAAGCCUAAGUAAAUACGAAGCCCAGGGUUCAUUGACUAAAAGCCAUUCUGCUCAGCAGCCAGUCCUGGUCAGCCAAACUCUGGAUAUUCACAAAAGGAUGCAACCUUUGCACAUUCAGAUUAAAAGUCCUCAGGAAAGUACUGGAGAUCCAGGAAACAGUUCCUCUGUGUCUGAAGGGAAAGGAAGCUCUGAGAGAGGCAGUCCCAUAGAAAAGUAUAUGAGACCUGCAAAACACCCAAAUUAUUCACCACCAGGCAGCCCUAUUGAAAAGUACCAGUACCCACUUUUUGGACUUCCCUUUGUACAUAACGACUUCCAGAGUGACGCUGAUUGGCUGCGGUUCUGGAGUAAAUAUAAGCUCUCUGUUCCUGGGAAUCCGCACUACUUGAGUCAUGUGCCUGGCCUACCAAAUCCUUGCCAAAACUAUGUGCCUUAUCCCACCUUCAAUCUGCCUCCUCAUUUUUCAGCUGUUGGAUCAGACAAUGACAUUCCUCUAGAUUUGGCGAUCAAGCAUUCCAGACCUGGGCCAACUGCAAAUGGUGCCUCCAAGGAGAAAAGCAAGGCGCCACCCAAUGUCAAAAAUGAAGGUCCUUUGAAUGUAGUAAAAACAGAGAAAGUUGACAGAAGUACUCAAGAUGAGCUUUCGACAAAAUGUGUGCACUGCGGCAUUGUCUUUCUGGAUGAAGUGAUGUAUGCUUUGCAUAUGAGUUGCCAUGGUGACAGUGGACCUUUCCAGUGCAGCAUAUGCCAGCAUCUUUGCACGGACAAAUACGACUUCACAACGCACAUCCAGAGGGGCCUGCACAGGAACAAUGCACAAGUGGAAAAAAAUGGAAAACCUAAAGAGUAAAACCUUAGCACUUAGCACAAUUAACUAGAAAUAGGGUUUCUUGAUGGGAAUUCACUAGCUUGUAAUGUCUUAUGAAGACCUAUUAAAAAAUACUUCCUAGAGCCUGCCUUAUCCAACAUGAAAUUCCCUUUUUUUUUUUUUUUGUUUUUUUUUUUUUUUUUGCUCUUCUUUCUUUUGAUGAGGUUACCAAGAUUUACCAGUGAGACAGGUGGUCAGUGAGAAAGAAUGUAAGGUGGUAAACAGUCAUUUAUUUAAAACUUAACGAAUCAGACCUUUCUUGACUGAUAUGUCCUGGGGAAAACGAUCCAUACAGAGUCCCACCAGGUUACAGCUGUGCUUCUGGAAAAGGAAUAAAGCCUAUCUAGAAUUUGAGAGGAUUUACAGUACAGUACAGUUCAGUGCAAAAGCAGUAUUGGGUUGGCCACUGGCCCAUUUGUUUAAAACCUCACACAUUGUGUCCUAAAUUUAAAAGUGUCGUGAAAUCCUGCACAAAUGAGGAGAAAAGGGUGAGGGAAGCAAAACGUGCUCUCGCCGAUCCGUCUUCUCUCCUUGACCAUGUUUCAGAUUUGGACCUAGACAUGCGGAACUCUGGUUAGGCCUGGUGAGAGAGCGGCAAGCAGCGUGACAGCUGGGUGGCACGAUGACACGGGCCAGCCCUGCCUGUACAUACACAUGCACACCCUCUUUGAUAUUAUUGUCCUUUAGAUGUUCAAAUAGUAGUUCUUUCGUUGGCAGUUUAGGUUCAUUUUUGUCCAAAUGUAUUCCUAUUUUUUUAAAAGUCCUCGAUGCUUACGUAGUAAUUUUAUUUUAGCCAAAUACUUUUCUUGAUGACGAACAAGUUUGGAUUGUUUCUUUUUUUCUUUUUCUUCUGUAUUUUUUUUUCCUCCUGUUUGUCACUCAUCUCACUCGGCACAUGAUGACUAAAGGAAUCCCCUCCGUUCAAAAGAGUAGGUGAAUGCAAAUGUCACACCGAAAGUUUAAUAUGCUUAGUUAGGAAACAUGGUAUUGCUCUGCAAGGUAACCUGCUGUAUUUAUUUAUUUUCUUUUGGUUAAAUAUAAUUUCCAAACUUUGUGGUCAGGCAGCGUCUAAGGUUACAUUACCACAGACUGACAGUCUAUGUACCAAUCAAUCCCUUCAUUAGAGUAUGCAGGUUUAGUUAAGUAGCAUUAAAUAGGAUUCUUAGAAGUCUGUCUUCGUAGUACUUUUAAUACUUAAAGCUUUGUAAAAACUAUCCAUGAAGGGAAAGCUUCUCAGCAUAACUGCUCAGGGAAAUAGGCUACAUAACUGAACAUUAAAUAAUUGGUUAAAGGUGCUGUUAGCCGAGCCUCAAUGCUUGCUACAAGGAUGUAUGUACAAGGACUGACUUUAAUAAUUUGCAUUAUAUUAUCCCAACCAGUAGUUUAUUUUUUGCCACGGAGAUGUAGAAGAUAUUACAAGCUACUGGAUGCACUGUCAGAUUAACUUAUUUCAUUAAAGAAGUUGGGAGAACAAAUAGGAAAAAAAAAACUUAUUUUUCUAGUAAAUAUUAAUGUAUUACAUUUCAAAUAAUGGUGCCUGACAUAUUGAAUAAAUAUUUUCUACAGUGUACGUAUGCAACAAAGAUAUUCCAUCAUGCAUUAGAGUCAGUUCUGGCUCUGCCUGGCUGUUUACAUUUGCAAAUGUAGCAAACAAGGUAAUGAAGCAACUAUUUCUAUUGCAGUAGAUAUCUUUUUGUGUGUAUGUGUGUGUGCGUGUGCGUGUGUGUGCAUUAAAGUUGUAAACGGUAACAUGAAAGUUCUUGAUAUAAUGGUAUGGAAAACAAGAAAGAAAUGAAAAUAUUUUUAUGCCUACUUAGGAAAAAAAAAGGGUAGCACUAUCCAUUCCAAGUACUUUUUUUUUUAAUUUUUAAGCUCUUAACUCACAUUGUUAUGCUUAAGACGAUAAACAUAUAUCCUCUUUUUAUUGCUUUGUCUAUGUUUCAGAGGAAACAUUUCAGAAAUUAUUUUGAUGAGUGUUGCUGGAAUUCGCAGCACUGAUGUUUUUAUCGCAUUCUGUAGUCGCAUUUGCACUCCGUGUUUGACUUUAAUUUGCAGUCGCUUUGUAUCAUUUUCGUUUUGUUUGAGUUUUGUUUCUUUCUCACAUUGCCAGGUCUCUGUUUCUUUGAAGUUGGACGGCAGGUAGAGUUCAAUCAGCUCCUGACUAUUGUAGUGAAUGAUGUUAAAAAUCUCUUUCCGAUGUUGUGUUGUCCUUUCCGUUCUUCCAUUUUUGUUUCUCAUGAACAAAGGAAAAAGGAAAAACAAAAAAAAAGAAUGAGAGAAAGAAAUCAGGAUUAAGUCCCGGCUUCAGUCUUGUUAAAGGGCCUAUUCUGAUCUCACCUGGCGCAUAGCUCUGUCACGUAAUCCAAGAUAAAGAGGCAGAAAGGGGAGCUUGGACAUUCAGAUGGCUUGAUAGAAUUUAUCUUUCUUUGGGAAUUUUGGUGGCUGCUUCACAAAGUAAACUGACAGAUCAGAGAGGUGACAGAGGUCUGUUACAGAGAGAUGUACCAAAUGACAGUAAUUGUUUUCCUUAUUUAAAAAGAUGAUACAAAUGCAAUGUAGCAACCCUCAAGCAACAUGAUAGUACAAUACUUCAAUCGGUGGCAAGCAGGUGAACUGGAGUACACAAGACUGAGUAGCCGGUAACACCAGAGGUUUCUUUAACUUGGGCAAUACUACAGGUAUUACUUUUUGGACAAAACUAUUCCUACAGCAGUUUCCCCAGAGUGUCAGAUAUAAAUAGGUUGUUCAUUUGUUCGCAUGGAUGGCUUUGUUUCUCAUUCUUUGUUUUUUCUUUCUCAAACAGGCGUAGUAAUGAGCAUUGGAAAAAUACAUAUCACUUUUUGGGGGGAAUAUUUAUGUUCAGUCUACUCUCAGUAGAAUAUUCUUUGAUAGCAUUGGCACGAUAGAUCUUAUUCUAUACUCAUUUAUUAUUAAUUAUUUUAUUUUCAUUUUUGCUUUCAUUAGUAUACAUAUUCUGGUGGAAAAGAAGUCGGGCUUUUUAAAAAAGGAUGGAAGUUUAUCAUAACACUAAAAUACUCCUUAUUUUUUGAUGAAGUUAAAGCCUUUGUUCCAUCUUGAGGAAUAUAUUAUACAAAUGUUUUCUAUUUUUUUAAGAUUUCAGAAUCAUUUCGUCUUAAAUUGUGAAUGAUUUUAAAUCAGCUGUUUAGGUACUUCACCUUUUUCUUAAGAACGUUCAUGAUGAUUUAGAAAUGUUCCCCUCUUGGAGCAGGCUUCCCUUGGUCCUAUAGUGAAUAUUAUAAGCCAGCUAAAACUGUACACCACAUCAAACCUGUAGGUCCUUUACGAUGACUUGUCUAUAUUCUAAAUUGAGCUUUGGCUCAAACUUAAGGCCAGGAUCAGUUCAUGCAUUCUUCCUCUUCUUUUUCUUACUCUUUCCUCAUCAUCACUCACCCCAAUCUACAUACAGUUUUUGGGACAGAAAAACCAGGAGGAACCAGCCCAGCUUGGGAGGUGGUGGACUGAGGGGCAGUGCAGGGCGCUAAGCAUCCGGCUGAGAGAAGGGUGCAGCUGUCCGGAGUAGGAGGCAAACAGUGAGCCCUCUCCUCUUUCCAUGACAGAGUCAAGCUGUUCUUCCAACACUCUGCUUUUGAGAUAGUGAUGUUCCAUUCUGUUCCAAGUCACUCUGUUUUAGUAAAGGUAGAUUUUAGGCAACAAGCGUGGGGACUCUUUUCUAAAGUAACAUCAAUCAGAAGAUAAAAAAGCGAUUGUCUCGAAAGAGGUCUUUGGUAGCCUGUGGUAGCACAUUAUGCUUACGAUUGCACCUGUGCACAUAGUCUGUUACAAUCCAAUGCAAAUACAGCUCCAAAAAUACUAAAUGUAUAUCUGUAUUUUGAAAUGCCUGAGGAAAUAUGGUUUUAAUAAAACGAAGUGUAUCAAUACUGCUAUUCAAAUAAUGAUUAGCCUCCUGCUGUGUGAUUGCAAAAGAUUACAGAGUGACCUGUCUUGGAACUGCCUGUUGCCUGCCUCAUUAGCCAGUGAAUAUGAACACAUUUUUAUAGGGGGAAAUAUCAGCUGUCCAGCAUUGGAAAUGUGGAGUAAAGAAACUGGUGGUCACACUGUCUCUGUGCUGUAUGCAAGUCUUUUGGCGAAAGUUGAGAUGCAUUCACAGCCACCUGUCUUUAGGUUGAGGGUCAUGGCAAAAAUAAAUUUUAAAAAAAACCAAACAUCUCAGAGCAUCUUUAGUACGCAGGACACAGAGAAAACUUGAGGAAUUCAAGUACAACCUGAAUCUGAAAGUAAAUGUACUAACCAAAGGCAGAUACGGCUAGGCAGAUGCUGUGAGCAGACAACUGGUCAUAAAAGAAGAGGAAAGGAACCCAGGCAUAUCUGGUCUUGGAGGGCAGUGUUAUUUUUUUCCAAAGACUUGGCAGAGAGGCGUGGCGUUUUUGCAUUGCACUCCCCAUUGGCUGUCCAUUUCUGGUACAGAGUGAAUUCACGUGGUCCCUGUAGCAGGUGGUUGGGUAGAAAGCAUCCAGUUAUUUGCAGUAAUGAGAACUUCAGAAGAUACCAGGGUAAAAGUGUUUGAGUCAGGGAGGAGGAAAAUGUGAACGGGAACAGUAACCCCUGUGGGGACUGGAUAAUGUAUGUUCCUGUGUUCCUCUUGAAAGGAAAAGGAAAGCUCUGAGCUCACUCUGUCCUACACCACACAAAAGCAAGAGUAACUUUUCCCGUGGACCCCGUGCUUGACCUUCGUUAGAGAAAAUGGUCCUUCAAGAGCCAUGAGUCCCCACCUGCAUCCUGGUUUUGCCCCUGGUUGUUUCUUUAAUACAUGAACUGCAGCAAAUCACCUUUUCUUUUUGUGCCUCAGGUUCCUCAACUAUAAAGUGGAAAAAUAUAUUAAUAAUAAUAUUAAUAAUAAUAAUAAUAAUGGUAAUGUAGUACUCGUUUGUAAAGCACUUUGAGAUCCUUGAUUGGAAGGCACCAUAGGAGUGUCAAGUAUUAUGUGGCCAAGGGGGUUAUUUAAAUUUAGUUCCCAAAGGCCAAGAAAGUUUGGGGUCAUUUUUGUUAAAGGUGAGCUGUAAAUAUUAUAACUAGACAGCCUGUAGUGUUGACUAUGAAACUGUUACAAGGCUGAUAAAACCAUAGUUUAUUAAUGGCUACCAACAAGGCAAAUGUCACAAUAACAAAUGCCAAAUCCUUUAGGGUGUACUAUUUGACGACAACCUUGAUAAUCUAGGGGGAGGGGCGGACUGGGAAACAUUUCCAAAAGCCAGUGUACAAUUAACUUACAGCAAUAUUCACCAGCAGAAAAACGUCUUUCAUAUGGAAUGAUUUCAUGUUGCUAAGAAAAAGAAUUCAAUUUGUAGUCCUGAUUUGAACAUUAGAAUGUUGGCUAUAAUAGUUCUGUUCUUACAACACAUGGAAUUUUUUGUUUUAUUUUGUUUUCAUAGUGCAUGUUCAUUUCUACUCACAAACAUGUUCUUGGUGUAUUUCUUAUGCAAACAAUCUGCAGGCAGCAAAGAUGUCUGUUACAUCUAAACUUGAAUAAUAAAGUUUUACCACCAGUUACACACAAUGGCGUUGGUAUGGUUUAUACGGAUUCACUUUCAUUCAUUCAUGUAGCAAUAGGAAAUACAAACCAUUGUAACAAAUAGACAGGUUUUGAUGAAUUAACAUGGGAGAUGAAAUCACUUUUUAAAAAUAUUACUAAGACUGAUAAUGCCUGGAUUCUCUCAACCUGUUUCAUUUUUGUUUUGCUCCCCCCCCCUUAACCAACCAAUCUCUUAUUGAUAGAUUUUGUGUAAAAAAAUUAUACUCAUUUCUUUAGGAAGAUUAACAAUAAAAAUUGUGUUUAUUACAAAAAUAA